This is a messenger RNA of Rotaria sp. Silwood1, 450 nucleotides long. NCBI's taxonomy places the organism in Eukaryota, Metazoa, Rotifera, Eurotatoria, Philodinida, Philodinidae. The record is from the annotation of a GenBank genome assembly.
AUGAAGACUCAAUCAGAAUUAUUUGGUAAAUUUGUGGAAUUUAUGAAUGGAACAAUGGCAACAAAUACUGCUUUGAUUGAGCAAAGAACAGCAUUAUAUAAUUUAAUUGAGAAAUCUAAUGAUAAUCAGAAGGUAACUUAUUUUAUGGGCAAAGCGGACAACAUCAAAAUCUCUGAUGCAAAGCGUUUAAUGGAUAUUGGUUUUAAAAAAGUUAAAGAAUUAAAUUUAGAAAGUUCCGAAGAACUCAAAUACUUGGAAUCGAGAUUAGAAAAUGUUCUUGGAAUUAUGAAUCAUAAUAACCGUCAAUUACUGCCUGUUUAUAAUUGGCGUGAUGCACGUUCACCAAAAUUAUUUUAUCCAGCAAUUGGAUUUACAUUAGAAAAAUUAGUUGUACGCUAUGAAAUCGCUUAUCGUUUAACAAAAAAUGGAAAGUUUCAAGAUCAACAAUGA